This is a messenger RNA of Oryzias melastigma (Indian medaka), 3104 nucleotides long. Its product is annotated as homeobox protein SIX5. Gene Ontology annotation, biological process: regulation of transcription by RNA polymerase II. Gene Ontology annotation, molecular function: DNA-binding transcription factor activity, RNA polymerase II-specific; RNA polymerase II cis-regulatory region sequence-specific DNA binding. The coding region runs from base 314 to 1804 and encodes 496 amino acids. Lineage: Eukaryota; Metazoa; Chordata; Actinopteri; Beloniformes; Adrianichthyidae. The record is from RefSeq and is a predicted model, not a curated record. The transcript has 3 exons.
CGCUCCAGGGGGCGGGAGCAUUUCAGCUGCGACUGUCAAGAUUGGCAAAGUGCUGGCGCUGCUGCUGCUGCAGGUAAAACAAACGAGCGACAGGAAAAAACAAAACAAAACCUUCUCCUGGGCAGAAAGCCCGCAGAGGUAUGGAAACGCGGGAGCCGCUUCGAGACAAACCAGACGCACAAACGGACUUUUAAUCGGGCGGGGAAGCGCAACACCUUCGACAGCGUGGAAGAAAGUGUCAACCAUCGUCGCGUCCACGCUUUGUGCUGCAAACAACUUGGACAGCUGCGUGUUUUCAAGCCAUCAACAAAGAAUGAAAGCGUUGAAACGAGCUUCGGAGGAAGAGCAUCGCCCGGAGCAGGAGCACUCCUCGGCCGUGUCGGACAGCGACGAUGGCUCCCCGCUCGACCUGUCGGGAAGAGGGCUCCUCGGGAAGCGCCGCCGCCGUGGCAACCUGCCCAAAGAGGCCGUGCAGAUUCUGCGGAGUUGGCUGUAUGAGCAUCGUUUCAACGCCUACCCAUCGGAGCAGGAGAAACUCAGCCUGUCGGGCCAAACCAAUCUUUCUGUGCUCCAGAUCUGUAAUUGGUUCAUUAACGCUCGGCGCCGCCUGCUCCCCGACCUGCUCCGCAAAGACGGCAAAGACCCAACCAAGUUCACCAUUUCUCGUAAGGUCGGCAAAAGCGAGGCUCCCGGCGCCCUGGAAGUGGGCGCCUCGACGAGCUCCACCCAGCAGCGCCCGUCUGUGAUCCGCUCCACCCCCACGCUGGACCUCAGUCUGCUGGGGAACACGGCAACCGCCAUCCUGGCGGGAGCGGGGUACCCGGGCAAGGGGGGGUCCGUGCAGGCGCUCAUGAAGCUGGACACUCAGAGCCUGCUGAAGGAAGCCGAGGAGAGGGGGGCGCCGUUGGCUGCAGGAGCCAGCCCCUCCGGUGGGCUCUUCAACACACCUCCCCCAACCCCCCCAGAGCUGUACCCCACCCAGGACUUCAGCGAUUUGAGACUCCUGGUGGACGCGGCUCUGCAGAGGGCUGCCGAGCAGGAGAAGCUGAAGGAGGACAAACCUCCAGAGGCUCUGAAGGCAGAGCUGGUGGAUACAAAGAUGGGGGUUUACAGGAAUGACAUGGGGCCCACCCCGCCCCCAGAGGAGCAGGUCAUGGACCCCUCCAGGGUGCAGAGUCUGAUGGAGAGAGCUAUGGCCGUUCCAGAUGCUGUCAAAUCUUCUGUGCCCGCUCCAGUCUUCCUCUCAGCUUCCAGGAUGUCUCCUCUUCCUCUGAGUAAGGUCAUCUGGAGCCCCCUGGAGAGAUCCUCCAGUCCCAACCAGCUCAUCCCGGCCCACCUGCCAACCCUAGUGCCGAUGUCUGCCUUAGUUCUGGAGACGCCAGAUUCCAAAAAACCAGCUGCUGCUCCAAACCCACCUCCCAGCCAAGACGCAUCAGAACCAGCACCGAAGCCGGUCCCAGCCUCUAAAAGUCAGGACUCGCCCCAGACGGCCUCCAUCGCGGUCCCCCUUCACCUGCCGUUCUACCCGGCCCUCUCCAUCCCGCUGCCCGCUCCCCCUGCCCUCCCUGCCUCGACUGUCGCUCCAGCUGCAGCCCCGACCACGUCUGCGAUCACCCCCCUUCUGGGCCUCAGCGCUCUGCAGCCCCCCUCCUCAGCCAGCAGCGCUCCGCAGAGGAAUUUGGCCGUGGAGCCCGGCGUUUGGAGCAUGGCUCACACCAACGCCCGUCAGAUGGUAAAGACCCCCGUCACCCCAGUGUGGGGGCCGCAGCACAACCUGCACAAAAUGAGCGAACCUGUGAACUAGAGUUUUAUCUGCAUGAGCUCCACAGACUCUCUUAGACUAGUGUACAUAACUCUGAGAAUGUAUUUUCCUCCCGACUGCAGAGGGGCUCUUUUAUCCUUUAAAACACUGUUAGACAGAAACGGCUUCUAGAGCUGCAGUCUCUCCGACUCGACAUUCCUCACGGUAAAUGUUUUGUUUGGAUCUUUCUGUUACGAUUCAACAUCCCUGGCUUGUAUUGUUGUAGUCAUCAGCGCAGCACAGUUCUUCAGUCGUCUUGCUGGACUCGAUUGAAUGUAGAAAAACCGUUUGUGGCAUUGAUUUCACCUCAUUUGAGUGAAUUCUGGUUUUUAUUCCUUCUACUCAUCCCAGGUUUCUUCUUCUUUUUUUUUGUUCUUUUGGGUCGUUAUGAAAUGUCACCACCGAUGCUGAGUGCCAAUUCAAAGCUAUCUUUUUGUUUUGAUGUCUGGAUCCGUCAGAUCGGUUCGUUCUUUCACGGGAUUUAGCCUAAAGUUGAGUAGAGUAGUGCAGAAUACGACUUUAUAUGUUUGGAGGAUAGAAGCAUGACACUUUUGGGUUACAAAAACCGUCUUUCAACUAAACAAAUGUAGCUGUUUUUGUACGAGAUCAUCUAGUUUGUUCAGAAUAGUUUCUAAUCAUCCAUAAAGCUGUAGUUUCUGUGAAACUGUUGGGGUUAACCAUAAUGCUGAAUGCUACCAUGAUAGUAUCUAUUGCCAGUAGCAGUGUGUGGAGUGUUCCUGUCGCAGUUUGUUAGUGCUGUUGGGGUUGACGUCGACCAUCUCCACGGUCGUUCGGGUGGAAGCUGCGAUUCCUCCUGGAAAAACCUCCACGGUUCUCCGUUUCAACGCUCGGCUGAAGCCGGUUUGUUGUUUUCCGCCUUGAUACCUCACAUUACAGUCGUGUGUAGAGCACCGUGUUGUGUAGGACUCUAAAUGUUCAUCCCUCUGAUCGCUGAUACUGGAAAUAGCUGGCAGGACGAUUAGGUUUUAUACGGCAAUUGUUCCUGGUUUUAGAUGCAAACUGACACAAACCGAUGUAAAUAGUUGGUGAACUUUUUUCUUUGUGCUGGCGUUAGCUCAGUCUCUUUACGGGAAAGUUCAUGUUGUGAAUGACUGUUGGCGGUCUGAGCGGCUGCUGUGCCUUAAGCUUAUGUCUGAGGGGUCCUCCCUCUUUAUUUCGUUCCUCUUUUUGGUUUAUUUUUUUAUAUAUUAUAAACUCAAUAGUCUGUGCAAUACAUGCCUUAAACUUUAAAUGUGUUUUUGUAUGAACAUUUCAAAGAAAUAAAAGUUGAAUUUUUCAUAAA